GGUACCAAGAUUUUGCUCACGUUUGACCAUCAACACAAACGACCACUGCCAUACAUGUACUACAGGUAUGUACAUGUUAUAGCAGUGUAAAACGGUAAAUGCAUGAAUCCUGGUCAGAAGACAUUUCGGCCCAAGCCUCCUGAUAAAGGAAGCUUUCCUCUAGACCAUGAAGGUGAAUGCAAGGAGUUCAUGGUCAAGUACAUGCGGUGUUUGAAGAAUCAUAGCAAUGACAAUAGUCUCUGUAGAGAUGAAUCGAAGUCCUACCUCCAGUGUAGAAUGGAAAGGAAUCUAAUGGCAAAGGAGGAGUUCAGUAAACUUGGGUACAAAGACGAAGUUACUGAACAAUAGCUAUUAUGUACAUGUACGGUGUUAUAAAUUCAUGCUCAUGCAGUGCUAAGUAUAAAUAGUUGGUUUGAUUUAG
This is a messenger RNA of Halichondria panicea, 421 nucleotides long. RefSeq names its product cytochrome c oxidase assembly protein COX19-like. The transcript has 3 exons. Lineage: Eukaryota; Metazoa; Porifera; Demospongiae; Suberitida; Halichondriidae. Gene Ontology annotation, cellular component: mitochondrial intermembrane space. Gene Ontology annotation, biological process: mitochondrial respiratory chain complex IV assembly. Bases 103 to 348 code for a protein of 81 amino acids. The record is from RefSeq and is a predicted model, not a curated record.